Psilocybe cubensis is the source of this 711-nucleotide messenger RNA. RefSeq lists its product as uncharacterized. Gene Ontology annotation, biological process: regulation of transcription by RNA polymerase II. The transcript has a single exon. The record is from RefSeq and is a predicted model, not a curated record. The coding region runs from base 1 to 711 and encodes 236 amino acids. Gene Ontology annotation, molecular function: protein dimerization activity; DNA-binding transcription factor activity, RNA polymerase II-specific; RNA polymerase II cis-regulatory region sequence-specific DNA binding. Lineage: Eukaryota; Fungi; Basidiomycota; Agaricomycetes; Agaricales; Agrocybaceae.
AUGUCCCACUCGCCUCUCCAGCCUCCAGUUCCCUUUGCCGACUUUGAGUUCACAUUUGACCCGUCUCUCUCAAAUCUCUUUCCCAAUCCCCCGCCCCUCCCCUCCUCGGCCGACCUCUUCUCCCCCGCAGAGACAACUGAUCUUCUCGGCUUCCUCGACAACUUUAACGACUUUGCAUGGGACUUGGGUCCAACGGAUCUUCAGCAUGACCACCACGCACCCUACUCCAACCCACAUCUAAACACCGUCCCAGAACCAUCCCCUUCUGCCAGGCCAAAACCCACCAGCCGCACCUCUUCGUCCCGCGGCACCCAUAACCACGACGAAGAGCCCAGCACCCCCACAUUUGCCGCAAGUGCUGAUCCUCCAGCAGCCAGAGCAGCCGCUGCCCGCACAAAACCACUCCUCUCCACUCCCCAGAAGCGGCUCAACCACAUCAUGUCCGAGCAGAAACGACGCAAUGCCAUUCGCGACGGUUACGCCCAGCUCAUCGCCCUCAUGGCUCCAGCUGGCUCAGCCCCUGGAAUCGGCAUGCCUACAAGGGGAAGACCCAAGGGUUCCGGAAGCAGAGGAAAAGGUCAGACCAAGGGAAAGAGCGGCGUCUUGUUUCGCGCCGUCGAGUAUUGUCGUUGGCUUGAAGAGGGCCGCGAUUCGCUGCACCAAGAAGUCAUCAGAGUUGAAGCGGCCGCCGGGAUUCGACACCCAUCAUGA